UGGCAGCCACACAGUCACAUAGCAGUAGCAGCAUUUAGCAUUUGGAUCAUUCACACUUCCUGUUGGAUCAAUACUUCUGUUGUUGUUGUUGUUGUUGGGUUUUUUUUAUCCUGCUGGGAAAAGACCAGACAGAGUAUAAAUCAACCUUUGUCGCUGCCUCCUGGAACGCCUGAAACAUGGCACACGUCCAGAGGGUGCAGAAGAAGACCAGCACUAUGUCUCUGACCAUCUCCUCCUCCUCCUCCUCUUCCUCUCGGGAGCUCUCUUCCUGCUCCUCCAGCUCCUCUGCCUCCUCCGCCAUCCUUGCUCAGAGACACUCCAGCCUGGUGCAGCCGCUGUCUGUCAGCCCUCAGAGGACCCAGAGUCCAAUCUACACUCAGCAGUAUUCAGGGCAUGGAGUGGCCCCUACAUUUGUUAAGUGUCUCCAUGAUGUGUCCACAGUGAAGGGCCAGCUGGUGGUCCUGGAGUGCAGACUGAGGGGGACUCCUCCCCUGCAGGUCAUCUGGUACAGAGAGGACGAUCAAAUACUGGACUCUGAUGACUUUAGGAUACUACGCAAGAAGGCCAGUUCUGCAUCAGUGCCAGAGGAGCUCUGUACACUAGUGAUCACUGAAGCCUUUCCAGAAGACUCAGGCCUGUUUAAAUGCAUGGCUCUCAACCCCUUCGGCACAGUCUCCUGCUCAGCCAUCCUGGAGGUUUACAAUGACCUGGAGGAGCAGCUGGAGAUCGAGGCAAUUCGCCAGCAGGAAGCAGCCACUCUCACACAGGAAGACAAGUUGUUGUUCCAGCAGGAGAAUGUGUCUGUCCAGACUUCCUCCUCCACAAAGAGCAGCCAGGACUUUCCCCCUUUGCUGCCCGACUCCAUGACCCUGCCCCCUCCUGAGUGGCCUGACAGCCCCAUGGAAGAUAACACCCCCACUGUUGCAGAUUUCCCAGAGCCUCAGCCAUUAAACCACUCCUCUGAAGAACCCUUUGGUCGCAGCGAGGAGGAGUAUGCUCUGAGCUCAGAGGACCAAAGGUCACCAGAGGUCACUGUCCGAGCCUGUACGCCCAGCCCUCCUCCUCCACCCUCACCCUCACCACCACCACUAGCUCAAGUCAAGGAGAAAGCCCCAGCACCCAAGCUGUUCACUCCAAGCAAGCUCAGUUUCACUUCCUCCCAGUCAGGAGGCAACAACAUGAACCUGUCGGACCUGCCUACCUUCACUCCUAGCGCCUUCCCUCCCAGCGCCUUCAACUAUGAGCGACCGAGACAUUUUAUUCAGUCGCAGCCGGCCUUCCAGGCACCCAGCUAUGAAAGCGUGCUGCGGGAGGCCCAGGAGAACCAGAAUAACUCCCAACAGAACCUGAACAGCUCCCAGAAUAGUUCAAAUGUUCAGGAGGCACAAAGUCAAUCUAAAAUUAUGUCCACACAAAGUCAGUCAUUUUCUCAAAGUCAGUCAGUGUCAAAGUCGUUGUCUCAGACUCAGUCACAAUUUCAGUCACUAAGCCUCAAUCAAAACCAAAACCAAUCUGCUUCCCAGUCACAAAUCCAGAGCCAGGCCAACGGAAUGGGGAAGUCCUCACCAUCCUCAUCCAGUCUCAGCUCUCCCGUUUCUACCCCGGCUUCCUCUGCUGCGCCUCCUCCUUCCUUCCCUGCCCCCUUGCUCAGUCCCUCCUCCUCCCCUUUCCCAGCCUCCUCAUCCUCGGCCCCCCGCACCACCAUGCGCUCCACCAUCACCCUCACCCCCAGCAUCCCCAGUGCCACCGGCCUCGGCAGCGCCACUCUGCCAGCCAACCAGGACAGCAUGUCAGCUCCCGCUGCUUACCUCUGCUCUGUGCUGCCCUCCCAGUCCUCCUUCUCCCCUUACUCCCCCUCCAAACUGUCUCCCAACUCCAACCUGCCCAACCCCUCCAUUUCUCCGUCCCGCUCCCCACUCGCUCCUUCCAGCCCUCUCCUCCCUAUGAGGGCCGUCUCCUCUCCUUCCUCCCUCCCUCAGCAGCCUCUCCCAGUGUCCCCUUCCCUCCCUCAAUCCCCCGUCUCUCCUUCUUCCUCCUCCUCUCUCCCACAGCCCACCUCUCCCAACAGUCAGAACAGAGUACCACCUGCUGUGGUCUCCCUUCCUGCCAACUAUAAGGGGACACCUAACAUUCUUCCUAAGCCCAUCCUGAAGAAGACUGUGGCUCCUCGGCCUUCCUCCUCUCGCUCCACAGAUGAAGACAUCCAGGGCUCCAAAGACGCCCUCAUCCAGGAUUUGGAAAAGAAGCUGCGCUCAAAGGAGGCCAGAAGGAGAAACAGCCAGAAACUGUCCUAUGAGGAGCGUAUGGCUCGCAGGCUGCUGGGUCCAGACAACGCCACCUACGUGUUCGACCAAGACAAUCUUUCAGACUCGCAGAUAGACCAGCCAGAUUCACCAGAGGGAAGACACACAGGUGGACUAUGGGGGAGGCACCACUCAGGGACAGAUGAGAGGGGAAAUGAGGGAUCAGCCAUCCAGGAGAAAUGUUACGCUCCUCGCUUCCUACAGAUCCCUCCAGACCUCACUGUGGAGGAGGGACGCUUCUGUAGGAUUGACUUCAAGGUUGGAGGCCUCCCCACCCCAGAUGUCUGCUGGUACCUGGACGGUAAAGCCAUACGUCCAGAUGAUUACCAUAAGAUGUUGGUGUGUGAGAAAGGAAUGCACUCAUUCAUCAUAGAGAUCGUCACAGUGCACCAUGCUGGCGUGUAUGAGUGUGUCGCCAAGAAUCGUGCGGGAGAGAGCAGAUUUACCAUGAAGCUUGAUGUAAUAGCCCAGGAGGCUCUCCGUCCUCCCACCUUCGUCCAGAAGAUGUCGAACUCCAGAGCUCUAGAGGGCGACACUGUCAGGUUAGAGUGUAAAGUGGACGCCUCUCCUCCUCCACAGCUUUUCUGGAAGAAAGAUAAAGACAUGCUGCGCAUUGACCCCAACAGAAUGAGUCUGUACCAGGACGGGUCAGGCAGGCAGUGCUUGUUGAUAGAGAGGGUGAUGAAGUCUGAUGCUGGUUGGUACACUCUCUCUGCCAUCAAUGAAGCUGGCAUGUCCACAUGCAACGCCAGGCUGGAUGUCGGCUCUCGCGCAACCCAACCCAUGAAAACGGCGCCCCCUGGCUCGAAGACGUUGAAGCUGCUGUCGUCUCUGAGCCACGUGCCCGCUCUGACCGUGGAGCGCCCCGCCCAGCACACCGCCCCGCUGUAUGAGAGCGAAGAGCUGUAGAUCCUAACUAAUCCCCCCCCAGUCAGUCUCAUCCUGCAUUCACAAUCACUCAUCUCACAACUGGGCCCGAGUCUAAUAUGUGAACAUCUGCAAAACACUGUGAUGCAGUUUUUAAGAAUUUCACACGUUCAUGACAACCCUUCUUCCAUCCGUCAGAAGUUUUGAGAUAUUUCAAACAGGUCUUUUUAAAGAAUAUGUUUUAAGCUGAGAGGAAACACUUGGUGGCUAAUUUGAGAAAAAUGUUUCCAUAGUUAGUGCGGUCAAGUUCCUUCUGACUUAAACUCAUCAUGUUGUCCAUCUGCUGCAGUUUGUUAGCGCUGUGCCCAUCCUUCUUCCUCUGUUUAUUGUGUACAACUGCAGAGUUCAUGUUUGAUACACGUCUGUACGCCUCUCUACUCUGCCCGUCUGUCUUGUCCUGUCUGCUCUCAGCAAAAUGGUGUGUCGAGGUCAUGUGGAUGUAUUAAUAGACCUGGAUACGGUGUGGCAGAGUCAGCCCUGAUGCCUGUUUUAUCCCAGCGGCCAAGCACAAUACAACAAAAAAUCCCCUGCAGCCAGGAAACAUCUCCCUAAUUUAAAGGACGUAUUUGUAAAACUGAUGACAGGAUAUGAUGUCACUCAUCACUAUUUGUGUAAAAUAUUUAAAUUAUGAAGGUCUAACAUUUGUAAAACUGGACCUGAGCCUACAAAAGCUAUUUGUUCUCUUAAUGUAAUGUGUUUAUUACAAGCAGGCAGGGCCAGGGACACUGGACUCUAAUGCAGAACACAGUGGCAAACCAGAAAGAGAGAAAAUGUACUAGUAAACACUUUAAAUGAAUGUGCGCCAUCUUGAAACACAGUUUCCGGCUCUCCUCCAUAGUCUAGAGUUAGAACAUAGACAGCAGACUCACAAUCCAGCACGGCCAACAUCGAUCAGAUGCUGCACUUUAAACCCUGACAACUGUCUCCUUGUCGCUCUUCCUCUAACUCGUAGUUGAGUAAAGAUGGUUUUGUGUUUGAGCCUCAGAAUGUAUAUGUUUGUCUCUGAAUUUCAGCUGCUGCUGCCUCUCAUGCCGUGUGUCUGUAAAGCUACAUUUACUGCAAUAGAAAAUCAGAUUUUUAAAGUUUUGAUGUUGAAAGAAAUCUCAGAUAUCACAGUCGAUCACUUCUCAGAUUCUCUGCUGUGGUGUAAAUUCAGUCUAAUUGUUUUAAAGUUGGUUUCUAAUAUACAGUGUCUGUGAAUGAAUAUUUAUUUGAAGUUAUUAGUUAUCAGUGUUGGGACUGUUAAGUUGCCCUUCUCUUGCCUGCAGAAGGCUGAAACCAGAGGUGUAUUGAUGAGUUGGACAAACAACAGGCUUUCAUUUUGAUACCCAGCCUCUACAACUGAACACAAAACCUGCUCUGCACUUAAAAGAACAUUCAGACCUUACUUAUUUGAAAAGUUUACAUUUUAUCACAUCUGCAGUGCAGAUACGAAGUUUAUUCACUUUAUUCAAGAGGCAGAAAUGUGUUUUUCUCCUUGAAUGCAUGUAAUUCUUCAUGUUCAGUUGAAUAUGGGUAUCAGUAUGUCAUCCUGGGCCCAGAUUUGCCAAACUCUCAAAUUUCUGACCACAGCCUUAUAUAAUACAGUCUAUCAAAAAGAGGCUUGAGUUGCCUGCUUACCAUGGAACUGCUUGUUAGUGCCAGCCAGGAGCUAAUUUCACAAAAAAUGUUGUAUUUUUGGCUGGAUCUGCAUGCAAACUGAAAAGCUGGUGUUUAACCCUGUGUGGCCACAGAUCAGUGGCAGGAAUCCCUUUGAAGAUGCCCAUAUAGAUAUAUAAUAACAUAUAUAAUAACAACCUGAUGAAAACUAUAGUUCAAAUGCAGCCCAUUACAAUGUAAACUGAUUUCACUGAAACGUAAUGUUUCUAGAUACAAUAUUUCUACAGUUUGUCACGAUAAAGUUUGAAUGAAACAGGGUUAAAGAUUGGAUUUGCUUAAAGCACCAGAGUAGUUUUGGUAAGUUAGGCCCUUUCUGUCGAGAUUUUAAACUGCAGGUAGUAGUGUGUAUUCUCCUUAAGUACUGUUUGUUGUGUCAGAUGUUCUACAUAUCACUGGAUGAAUGAGGAAUAAAGUCUAUGUGACCUUGG
Messenger RNA from Thunnus maccoyii (southern bluefin tuna), 5317 nucleotides. It is a transcript of the gene myot, whose product is annotated as myotilin. The record is from RefSeq and is a predicted model, not a curated record. Gene Ontology annotation, molecular function: cell-cell adhesion mediator activity. The transcript has 18 exons. The coding region runs from base 177 to 3212 and encodes 1011 amino acids. Gene Ontology annotation, cellular component: plasma membrane; axon. Gene Ontology annotation, biological process: dendrite self-avoidance; homophilic cell-cell adhesion; axon guidance. NCBI's taxonomy places the organism in Eukaryota, Metazoa, Chordata, Actinopteri, Scombriformes, Scombridae.